AUUCUAUAUGUUAUAAAUAAAAUAAUCCAAAUUUUUUAUCAUUUUUAUUCAGGAAGUGAGCUCAUAUGUGUACUACGUCAUCAAUCUGUGUGUUGAUUGGACGAAGGAGAAAUGCAUGUAAAUUUGGUUUGGUGACGGGAUUGCAAAAUGGUACGAUUAUCUCUACGAGCGCUUUGCAGUUCAAAGGGCUUUAAAUACUGGGAUCGCUGGGUAGACAGAGAGACUUUCUCCAAACAAAGAUACAGAAAGUGGUGUGGUCCUUUAGUAGGCUGGAAGGAAAUUGAUAGACAUUGGUGGAGUUAUAAUGAACAUAGACCUUGGACUGCAGAAUUUCAAGAACAUAAUCGAGCAGGAAAGAAUAACAAGCGUUACUUUGUGGAGCCAAUCAAAGACUGGAGUAUAUUCAAAGGAGAUCGGGUUCAGGUUUUGGUUGGUAAGGAUGCAGGAAAGCAGGGGAUCAUCAACUACAUUGUGAAAGAACGUAACUGGUGCUUUG
Messenger RNA from Owenia fusiformis, 496 nucleotides. Lineage: Eukaryota; Metazoa; Annelida; Polychaeta; Sabellida; Oweniidae. The record is from the annotation of a GenBank genome assembly.